AUUUCAGAGGGAAUUUAAAAUCUCCGCGAACACCGCGAGAGAACCAAACCCUCCUCGCUAACGCCCAAACCCUAGACCUCGAGUCGGAGAUGAGAUCCCCAAUGAAGGCGCCGGCGGACGACCCCCGCCACCGUCCGGCGGCAGCCACGACUGCGCCGCCGCACUCGGCGGCCGGGAGGCGGAAGGGCACGACGAGCCGGCCGUGGUUGGUUGUCUCGGACUCUGGGCGGUCGUGUCUCGAGGAGGUGGGGAAGCACUCGAUCAUGCGGCGGACGGGGCUUCCGGCGCGGGAUCUGAGGAUCCUGGAUCCCCUGCUCUCCUACCCGUCGACGAUUCUGGGGAGGGAAAGGGCUAUCGUGGUCAAUCUGGAGCACAUCAAGGCCAUCAUCACGGCCACCGAGGUGCUCAUCCCCAACUCCAGGGACCCUAUGGCCGCCCCCUUCGUCCGCGACCUACAGUCCCGGGACUCCAGCCCCUCAGGCGCUCCACAUCAGGCUUCAGAGUCCAGUGUUAAGGUGUUACCCUUUGAGUUCAGAGUACUUGAGAUCUGCCUUGAAUCCGUUUGCAGGUGCCUUGAAGCUGAGACACUGACCUUGGAGCAAGAGGCUUAUCCAGCAUUGGAUGAAUUGACUUCAAAAAUCAGUACCCUGAACCUUGAACAUGUUAGACAUCUCAAGAGUCGCUUGGUUGACAUAUCAGGGCGUGUGCAGAAGGUAAGGGAUGAGCUAGAACACUUAUUGGAUGAUGAUAUGGAUAUGGCUGAGAUGUGCUUAACAGAAAAGCUUGCUCAUCAGCAUAGUGGUGAAUGUUUGUCGGGAGUUGAAGUAGACAAUGGUGCAUCUCAACUGGAGGAGGAUAGGGAUGAAGUUUUUAAAGAUGAGACAGACAGCAGCCAUGGAAGCUUAGCUGCUUUUAAGCCUAACAUUCAGGAGUUGGAGAUGCUUCUAGAGGCUUACUUUGUGCAGAUUGAUGGCACUCUAAACAAAUUAUCCCAUUUGAAAGAGUAUGUGGACGAUACAGAAGAUUACAUCAACAUCAUGCUAGAUGAGAAACAGAAUCAGCUGCUACAGACGGGAGUCAUGAUCACCACCGCAACUGUUGUAGUCACUGCUGGCAUUGUGGUUGUGAGCAUAUUUGGUAUGAAUAUAGGUAUUUCGCUAUUUGAUGUUCCAACUUUUUCCCAAUUCUGGGAGACCACUUUUGGCACCAUAGGCGGCUGUAUCGUCCUAUAUGUUUUAGCCAUUGGAUUGGGCAUGAGAAGUGGACUGCUGCAAUGAUCACAAUUCUGAGUUACAAGCAUAUAGAGCUGACAUGGAAGGUGCUUUACACUUGCAAACUUGAGACCACUUUUGACAUUGUGGUAGUUUGUUAAAGUGAAAAAACAUGGCGGGAUAAUGAUGUUUUCUGCUGUAUUUUUUGAAUCCCAUUUUGAUGGUGCUCUUUAUCUCAGCUUUAUGACUGAGGGUUCAAUUUCAAAAAAUUAAUGAAAUUAUGAUCAUCUUUUUAUGAUUUGCUAA
Phoenix dactylifera (date palm) is the source of this 1517-nucleotide messenger RNA. RefSeq lists its product as uncharacterized. Lineage: Eukaryota; Viridiplantae; Streptophyta; Magnoliopsida; Arecales; Arecaceae. Gene Ontology annotation, biological process: magnesium ion transport. The record is from RefSeq and is a predicted model, not a curated record. Gene Ontology annotation, molecular function: magnesium ion transmembrane transporter activity.